Messenger RNA from Priceomyces carsonii, 1254 nucleotides. RefSeq names its product Lys22p (gene LYS22). Lineage: Eukaryota; Fungi; Ascomycota; Pichiomycetes; Serinales; Debaryomycetaceae. Bases 1 to 1254 code for a protein of 417 amino acids. Gene Ontology annotation, molecular function: homocitrate synthase activity. The record is from RefSeq and is a predicted model, not a curated record. The transcript has a single exon. Gene Ontology annotation, cellular component: mitochondrion.
AUGUCAAAUCAAACUAAUCCAUAUGGACCGAAUCCAUCUGAUUUUUUGUCCAAUGUUGCUAAAUUCGAAGUUAUCGAAUCAACCUUAAGAGAAGGUGAACAAUUCGCCAACGCAUUCUUCUCGACUGAGAAAAAGAUAGAAAUAGCCAAAGCUCUCGAUGACUUUGGUGUUGACUACAUUGAGUUGACCUCUCCAGUCGCUUCUGAUCAAUCAAGAAGAGACUGUGAGGCUAUUUGCAAAUUAGGCUUAAAGGCUAAGAUAUUAACUCAUAUAAGGUGUCACAUGGACGAUGCAAGAGUUGCUGUAGAGACCGGUGUUGAUGGAGUUGAUGUUGUGAUUGGAACCUCCCAAUUUUUGAGGCAAUAUUCCCAUGGUAAAGACAUGAACUAUAUUGCUCAAUCUGCCAUCGAGGUGAUCGAAUUCGUCAAAUCAAAGGGUAUUGAAAUAAGAUUUUCAUCAGAGGAUUCAUUCAGAUCUGAUAUCGUAGAUUUAUUAAACAUUUACAGAACCGUUGAUAAGAUCGGAGUGAAUAGAGUUGGUAUUGCUGAUACUGUCGGAUGCGCAAACCCAAGGCAAGUGUAUGAGUUAGUCAAGACAUUGAAGUCUGUGGUAUCUUGUGAUAUAGAGUGUCACUUCCACAACGACACUGGUUGUGCUAUAGCAAAUGCUUAUACUGCUUUAGAGGCUGGAGCCAAGUUGAUAGAUGUUUCCGUUUUAGGUAUCGGUGAAAGAAAUGGCAUUACUCCAUUAGGUGCUUUAAUGGCGAGAAUGAUCACUGCCGAUAGAGACUACGUCUUGUCUAAAUACAAAUUGCAUAAAUUAAGAGAUUUGGAAAACUUGGUUGCUGAUGCUGUUCAAGUUAACAUUCCAUUCAACAACCCAAUCACCGGAUUCUGUGCUUUCACUCACAAGGCCGGUAUUCACGCCAAGGCAAUAUUGGCUAACCCUUCGACAUAUGAAAUUUUAAACCCUUCUGACUUCGGUUUAACUAGGUAUAUUCAUUUUGCCAAUAGAUUGACUGGAUGGAAUGCUAUUAAAUCAAGAGUUGAUCAAUUGAAUUUGAACUUGAAUGACGAUCAAUGUAAGGAGGUUACUGCAAAAAUCAAGUUGUUGGGUGAUGUUAGACAAUUGACCAUCGACGACGUGGAUUCCAUAAUCAAAGAUUUUCACGCCGAUUUAUCCACCCCAGCUGUCGGACCAGCUGCCGAGGAAGAUAAUGUUGAACAACUUCCAAAGAAACAAAGAUUAGAUUAG